AUGUUCGGCUUGCCAUUACGAGCAUUACGUAGUGUUUCCCACUACUCUACUGUGGCUCCUAAACAACUCUUUCCUACCAAGACAAUCAAGUCUUUGUUGGCUGAUAAUCAGCCUAAAGAUACAGAAGUAUUGCUGAGGGGUUGGGUGAGGUCUGUGCGCAAACAGAAACAAGUUUGUUUUGCUAUGGUUAAUGAUGGCAGUACACUCAAGGGCAUUCAAGCCAUUCUUAACGAGGACGAUGCCAAGAACUUAUCAGUUGCUUUCAGAUUGAGUACCGGUGCCUGUGUUGAGCUCAAGGGGUUACUCUCGGAUAGUCCGGGGCAGGAGCAAGCCAAGGAGCUCCAGGUUGACGCAGUCCGAGUUCUCGGAGAGUGCGAUAAUUCAUAUCCACUUCAAAAGAAGCGUCACUCUCUAGAGUUCAUGCGUAACUUAGGUCACUUGCGCGCACGUGCAAACACCGGAAGUGCUGUUCUCCGGGUGCGACAUGCAGCCAGCGAGGGUCUUCAUCAGUUCUUUGCGAGUCAGGAAUUUAUUCUUACCAAUACACCCAUCUUAACAUCCGGUGACUGUGAAGGUGGUGGAGAGGUAUUCAAGGUUACUCCAGGGUCUGCUACACCUUCCACCCAAGACGAGUUUUUUAAGAAACCCGUCUAUCUCACUGUAUCUGGCCAACUACAUGCUGAGAUCAUGGCUUCUGCCUUCUCGCGAGUCUAUACGUUUGGUCCUGUUUUCCGUGCAGAAGAAUCUGUCACCUCGCGUCAUCUGGCAGAGUUUUGGAUGUUAGAAGCAGAGAUGUCAUUUAUAGACCAAAUUGAUCAGCUUCUUGAUGUGACUGAAGCAAGUAUUCAGCACACAACUAGACAUGUCCUUGAUACUUGUGCAGAAGAUUUAGCAUUUUUUAACCAAUGGACCGAUAAGACACUCCUGGACCGCUUACACAAGAGUAUCGAAAAGCCUUUUGCACGAAUGACUUAUACCGAAGCAAUUGAUGUCCUACAGCGUGUCCAAGACAAGGAAAAACGUUUCGAGUUCCCUACUGUAUGGGGGUCUAGUCUACAGUCAGAACACGAGCGCUACUUGGCUUCAGAGUACUGCGGACGCCCUGUUUUUGUAACAGAUUAUCCUGCCAAUCUUAAGCCAUUCUACAUGAGAACCAACAAUGAUGGAAAGACAGUAGGAUGCUUUGAUCUCUUGAUUCCUGGUGUGGGAGAGCUUGUUGGUGGUUCGAUGCGUGAGGAAAGGCUUGAUGUUUUGACUCAAAAGAUGGAAUUGGCUGGGAUGAAUGUGGAGGAAUACGGGUGGUAUCUGGAUCUCCGUAAAUACGGUAGUGCUCCUCACGGGGGUUAUGGUAUUGGAUUUGAGCGCCUGCUUUUGUGGCUUACUGGCCUCGAGAAUGUUAGAGAAGUAGUACCAGUUCCUCGCUGGGUGGGACAUUGCAAAUAUUAG
This is a messenger RNA of Phycomyces blakesleeanus NRRL 1555(-), 1446 nucleotides long. RefSeq lists its product as hypothetical. Gene Ontology annotation, biological process: asparaginyl-tRNA aminoacylation. The coding region runs from base 1 to 1446 and encodes 481 amino acids. The transcript has 4 exons. Lineage: Eukaryota; Fungi; Mucoromycota; Mucoromycetes; Mucorales; Phycomycetaceae. Gene Ontology annotation, cellular component: mitochondrion. The record is from RefSeq and is a predicted model, not a curated record. Gene Ontology annotation, molecular function: asparagine-tRNA ligase activity; ATP binding; nucleic acid binding.